This is a messenger RNA of Tetranychus urticae (two-spotted spider mite), 2384 nucleotides long. The record is from RefSeq and is a predicted model, not a curated record. NCBI's taxonomy places the organism in Eukaryota, Metazoa, Arthropoda, Arachnida, Trombidiformes, Tetranychidae.
UAAGAAAUGAUAAAUUAUUGGAAAAAUUAAUUAAAAUCUGUGUAAAUUGCAACUGUUUAUAGUUACUCAAUGAUCCCCUUAUGAUUGAAAACAAAAGACAUUUGUUAGCCGCCGUUUUCCCUUUCUUCAUUAUCAAAGUUAUCUACAUUUGUUUGUUACAAUCAUUCAGUCAUAUUUUUUAUUUCUAUUGUUUGCUUUGUGCUUUGUCUAAAUAAUUGAUAAUAAAUUGACAUCGUAAGAUCAUAAGAUGAUAUUAUCAAGUGAAAUCAAAUAAACGUAAAAGGAUUUUGUGAUUUUUUCUGUAAAAAUGUUGCUACCUCUUAACCAGCUACUUUUCAAAGAUAUUGCCAAACGCUAUAUAACAUACUCAUGGACCCAUUUUUCAACAUCAUCUUCUGCUUCAUCGUCUACAGUCAAACCAAGAUUCCUUCAGGAUUCAUUUGGUCGUAAACAUGACUACUUGCGAAUCAGUCUUACUGAAAGAUGUAACUUGAGGUGUUCAUAUUGUAUGCCUGAAAAUGGAGUAAUUUUAUCACCAAAGGAAUCUUUGCUGCAGAGAGAUGAGAUUAUCCGGCUUGCUAAGUUAUUUGUUGCCUCGCUCGGUGUCAAGAAAAUCAAAUUAACUGGAGGUGAGCCGUUAGUCAGGUCAGAUUGUAUUCAAAUUGUUGCUGAUCUAACUGCUCUAAAAGCUUCUGGUUUGUUAAAUAUUGGCAUAACCACUAAUGGUCUUGUUCUUGGUCGUUCAAUUAAAAAGCUUGUUGAAUCAGGACUUGACUCUGUAAACAUAUCUCUUGACACUUUGAGACCGGAAAAGUUUGAAUUUAUCACUCGUAGGAAAGGUUUCAGUGCUGUUUUCAAUUCAAUUGAGCGAUGUCUGGAAGCCGAUUUACCUAAAACAGUAAAGAUUAAUUGUGUUGUGAUGAGAGGUUUAAAUGAUGACGAGAUACUUUCCUUUGUUGAACUUACUCAACACAAGAAGUUAGAGGUUCGAUUCAUCGAGUACAUGCCUUUCGAUGAUAAUAAAUGGUCUUAUGGAAAAAUGUUUCCAGCACAUGAAAUAAUGGCAACAAUCAAGAGCAAAUAUGAAGUAAAAUCGUUACCCAAAGAUCAUCCAAGUGAUACUGCUCAGCUUUUUCAAGUUAACGGGUUUCAAGGUAAAAUCGGUUUCAUUGGAUCAAUGACACAAAAUUUUUGUGGAGCCUGCAAUCGUCUUCGAAUAGCUGCAAAUGGUAACCUUAAGGUUUGUCUCUUCGGAUCUGAAGAAGUUUCAUUAAGAGACCCACUAAGAUCAGGUUGGAGUGAUCAAGAGAUAAUCAAGUUGAUCCAGUCUGCAUUAUCUAAAAAGCGUGAACGACAUGCAGGAGCCAUCAAUAUUUCAAAAUCAACAAACAAACCGAUGAUCUUAAUUGCUAAGAGGAUGUUUUCGACCUCUCCGUCGACUACAACAAGCAAGAAAAACGAUAAAAGCGAUGGUAAGGGUGAUGUUUCGGAAAAUGAAUCUCAAUUAUUGGAUGGUAAUCAAUUGAGUCAUAUUAAUAAAUAUGGAGACGCAGAGAUGGUUGAUAUUUCGGAUAAAAAGGUUACCCAGCGUUUUGCCCAUGCCUCUGGAACAAUUUCAACUGGCUCUAAGGUCAUCUCGCUGAUUAAAAAUAAUCAAGUGAAAAAAGGUGACGUUUUGUCCACUGCUCGAAUAGCUGGUAUAUUGGCUGCUAAAUCAACAUCUAAUUUAAUCCCAUUGUGCCAUCCUCUUCCUCUGACCAAGAUAUCAUUGGACUUUACAGUGAGAGAAACAGAAAUUGAAGUCAAUUGUUUUGUUACAACAAUUAAUCGAACAGGAGUCGAAAUGGAAGCUUUAACUGGAGUUUCAAUCGCUGCUCUGACAAUUUAUGACAUGUGUAAAUCAGCAAAUAAAUCAAUGGUAAUCAAAGACAUCAAACUUAUACAGAAAACUGGAGGAAAAUCGGAUUACCAUGUUGAUUGAAGAAUCAUAAUUCUAACAAGGGAAGUGACCUUGCUUGUACGGUCAUUUUCGAUUUUUUUCGAGUUUAUGUUUUAGAGGACGAAAAAUAAUUAGACACGUAUUUUUGCUUUUUUUACGCCGGUGCGCGGUUAUUGAUAUUUCGGCACUUUUAAUUAAAGAUAGUAAUGAAUUCCAGUCACUGAGAAGCAAGUAAAACAAUGAAAAACAGAAAAAUGAAAAAUCUUAAUAAAAAUUGUGAAUCACUUUUCAGUGACUUCAAUAGAUUUCAAUGCAAUAUCCUCACUUAAAAGUGCCUAAAUAUCAAUAACCGCGCACCGGCGUAAAAAAAGCAAAAAUACGUGUCUAAUUAUUUUUCGUCCUCUAAAACAUAAACUCGAAAAAAAUCGAAAAUGACCGUACAAGC